Molecule: messenger RNA, 3396 nt
Organism: Xiphias gladius (swordfish)
Lineage: Eukaryota; Metazoa; Chordata; Actinopteri; Istiophoriformes; Xiphiidae
Gene: c6h19orf44
Product: chromosome 6 C19orf44 homolog
Exons: 10
Coding region: 313-2505 (730 amino acids)
Source: RefSeq, a predicted model, not a curated record
AGGAAGCUCCAUGGAAACAGCGGACGCCAGAGUAGUUUCCAUCCACAAAGUAGGCGUUGUUUAGAUAGAAGUCUGGGCGUUAGACUAUAGAGGGUCAUGAUGGGUCUCCGAAUGAAUCUAUGACAGACUUUUUUUUAUUAAAGUGCGCCGUGUGCUGCUAGCAUGCUUUUCGCCACUAGCUAGCUACCGUUACCGUCCCCAACCCAGAAUGCAGCAGAACCAAACUUGGCCGGCUGCUGGCACAAUGGCGCGGAGACAGUGUGGCGAGUGACGGUUAGCCAGGCAGCGUUGGGAAGAGCCACGGGUUCAAAGAUGUGGAAACGCGGCGGUCGGAGCUCCGCUCUGGACCGAGCUCAGGCAUUGCUCUCCGCGAAGAGGAACCGCGGAGGAGACGCCGGGCCCACGCCGGGCGCGACAGACACGACACGGGCACGUACGGGUGCUGUUGGUGGGUCUAUGAAAACCGGAUCUGCUCCCCAACAUACCCACACUUUAUUCUCAGAUCUGAGUGACCUGUCCUCGGUCAGCUUAGCCCCUGAGAAUGGAGCUGACACUGCGAGCACUGUGGCUCCUGGGAAGAGUCGGGGAGGAGAGGGGGGGUUUACCGAGGACCUCAGACCUCAGAGCUCUCUGGGAGGAGGAGGGACCAGGUUCUUGAAGAAGGCUCCACCACCUGCAACCAACAGCAGCCAGUCACCCGUCAGCAAGAACCAGAUGCAGCAGAUGCUUGAACCAAGAUAUGUGUCAUCUUCUCAGCAUGGCUCCCAGACUGCUGCCAUGAGUAGACUGGCUCAAAUUGAGUGCCGCAGCCGCAGUCAUAAGCAGGCCCAGGAAGAGGCCAGAGAGGGAAUCUCACCACCACCAGAGGCAGCCUCCCACUCCCGGGAGGCAUCUGUGCCAAUCUCAGUUACGUCCAGCAGUGACCAGAGUCUGAAGGGGAAACGUUUCCUCAAGAACAAGGCAGCUGUGGCAUUUGACAGUACUAACUUUGCUCCUUCUGGGUCUCCACAAGGCCCAGAUAUGGGUUUCAGAUCCAGGUCCAGAGCUGCUGGUACUGUGUUCCCUUCAGCGGGUAUGGAGAUGAAGUCAUUGAGAGUAGUGAGUGGUGUGAGUUUGGAAAGUGAUGAAGAGGACAUGAGGAAACUGCUUGGAGACUCUCUGGAUUCAACAGACGACGGCGUGUUACGACCAGGGCGACCCUCUUCCAUGAGAACAGUGGAUAAGAUAUUGAGCAAAAGCAGUCAGAGGGUCCACUCCACACCUCCUCCUGCUGCUGUUUGUCCCUUGUCCCCCUCUAACACAACACCACCUCGCUCCCCUGCCUCUCCCUCUCACCGUAGUUCUCCUUUUCGAUUCACUGGCCAAGGUCAGGCCCACUUCAGCCCCUCUGUGCUCUCUCCAUCCCCCUCUCCUCCCCGUGUCUCUUCUUCCCCUCCAAGGAGACUGAACUCUCCUCACAGGGUGGCCAGUCCACAGCGUUCCCUCUCCUCUAUGUCUGGCCGCAGUGAGGUUCUUUCCCUGGAGGAGCUCUUCCCUGUGGGGCCUGGCUCUGAAGAUCCCCACAGUGAAAUGAGUUUAGUUUCUUCUGAAGACUUCAAGAUAAAUGUGAUGACAUUAGAUGACCUUGUCCCUGCUACCUUUGGAUUUACAGAGGAAACACCAAGAAAGGAGAAAGAAGCCAAACACAGCAGCCGUGUUCCUGGAUCCAAGAACAGACAUCAGCAGCCACCAAGAUUGAGAACUGAGGAGAAGGAAGUGAUGCAGCAGCAGGAAGAGGAGGAUGUGCUGGACUACCAAAGUGACUUUGAGAGUGAGAGCAGGACAGAGCCAAAUUAUAGUGCCAGCCAGGUUUCAGAGCACUUGCAAGGAGAUGGAGAUGGAGGGGAGGUGGUAUCGGAGGUCGGAGAGGAGGCUUCGAAUUCAGACGUGUCCUGUGGGAGGACAGAAGAUGAUUACUUGAACACUUUCUCGGACACAACCUCACAGACCUCAGAUCUCAGUCACACAUCAAAGUCACUCAGCCGAAGCAGGGACAGAUCUCUAGUAUCAAACAGCAGCUGGACCUCGUGUCACCAGUCGAGGAGGCAUGCUUCAGCCAGAAAGGUUUUGAAAGAGGCAGCGGUACAGACCCAGCCUGAUACCAUGGCUUACACAUGGACAACUGGUAUGGCUACAUUUGAACCUCAUACAAACUACAUGAAUCCCCCCCCAGUGGCUGCUCAUGCUCUCAGUGCAGAAACAGUGGAAGCUCUCAGCACCUUCAAUCCAGCCGUAUCUGUACUCAAUGAAAUGCUCAAACAGCAGCUUGCCAUGACGCGACGGUUCAUCACAAGCCGCCGACACCUUCACUCCAGCCUGGUGCAGAGCCUGGAGCCACCGAACUACAGAUACACCACGCUGGAGGACACCAAGGAGUACAUUCGCAAGCACAGACCUCCCAGACUCACAAUGGAGGAAGCCUUAGAGGAGGUGCAGCAGGAGAUGAGAGCCCACCAGUGUACGUGACAGCUGAUGCAGAGUCAAACUGGAUCACUGAACCCCCAUGUGCAAAGCAAGAGACAUUUGCCAUUUCUUCUUAUAAGAUUUAAUAGCAUUUACACAUUAUUAAAUAGUAUUUUUCUACCAUGGAAUAAUAAGCAUGUUCAUCAGUCACAGCACAUGCUACGAAGAUUUGAACUCAUUCUUGUGUAAAGUGCACUCUAAGAUCUUGAGUCUCUACAGUCAGAAAAUCAUAUCAUACAUUCAGUUUAAAAUUUGUGUAAUUUGAAAUCAUGUGAUAUGCAUGCGUGAAUGAACCGGAUAUUUUAGAUGGGACUAACUGAGUGAUUUGAAGGAGAUGACACCUCCCAUUUUGCUGGUGAAAUAAUAUAAAGCAUCCAUGCUGUCACUUGUACAUUCUUAGGAAAUAACGAACAGUGUUACACCUUCAUCACUGUCAUUCUGUAACAAUGCAUUGUUUAAAAUAGACCCCAAACAAGGGAAUAAUGUAUUAAAAAUUUCCACACUGUACAACAAUACAUUGUUCCACAGGUGUUCAUUCAUAAAAAAAAUCAGAAAAUGUGGCAACAUGGUUUCUCUCCUGAAAGUAGCAUUAUCUAUUAUCAGUUACAAUUUCCACUUCAUCUACACAGCUAUACAUUCUAACACCGUGGUUAUUUAAAAGUUACUAAUGGAUAGAAGCACAUCUACCUUUGAUGAACAGAAUAACAAAAAUGAUGUUUUGCUUUUCUAAAUUUAAAUAUUAAAAUCCACUGAACCAUUUCAGUGGAUUGAAACCAUAGAAACAGUCAAAAUGUUGGAAACCAACUCAAUCUGCAUUUGAAUACUGUGUCUAUGUCCAGACCGAUGUACAUUUAUAAUUUGAGUAAAAUUUCCACACUGUACAACAAUACAUUG